Messenger RNA from Bolinopsis microptera, 6003 nucleotides. RefSeq names its product complement receptor type 2-like. The record is from RefSeq and is a predicted model, not a curated record. Gene Ontology annotation, molecular function: protein binding. Bases 1 to 4206 code for a protein of 1401 amino acids. Lineage: Eukaryota; Metazoa; Ctenophora; Tentaculata; Lobata; Bolinopsidae. The transcript is spliced from 29 exons.
AUGGUUACUGCUCCUGAUAUACAUUGUAACACCCACUACUGCAGGAUGAGAGCGUUACUAUGGUUACUGCUCCUGAUAUACAUUGUCGAGAGUACGGACUAUAGAAAGUGCCACCACAUUCGGAAGCGUAAAGAACUGAGAUGUCAUGGGAAUAAUCUUGGAGCUGUGCCUGCAAAUAUACCCGCAGAUCUUGUUAAAUUAGAAAUAAAGAACGACGAUUUAAGCAGCGGGUUUGAGUUUCCAGAGUUGACGAGACUAAGAAAGCUGUGGCUGACGAACGUAAACAUAGGAAAAGAAUUUCCGAAACUCGCUUUCGCGAAACUAAAGCUCCUACAAGACUUGAGGAUAACGUAUUUGCCCAGUGCUCGGAAGAACUACACAGUGACCAUUCACCCAGAGGCUUUUCACAUGAUGAAGAAACUUUCUACAGUGAGACUGAUGAACUUGGGUAUUCCAGAACUUCCGGAAUAUAUGUUCAGAGACAGUAAGCAGCUCAGACACAUAUAUGUGAACGGGAUGCCAAUUGAGACUAUACGAAGCAAUACUUUCGCACCAUUGGAAAGAGUUCAACAGCUAAAUUUGAUGCACAACAAAAUCUCAACAAUAGAAGAAGGAACUUUUGACUGCAUGGACGCAACCUACAGAGACUCUAGAAUAUAUCUGUCAAACAAUAGACUCCGGACCAUACCAGAAGUGGACAGCAUAAGUCGUACACAAAUAAUGAUACAAGAUAACCCGAUCGUUUGCGACUGUACUCUCGUCAUACCAAGCAAUUUUAACGACAGAAAAGCUGUAUGCGAGGAACCAUCCAGCCUUAAAGAAACGUUUAUACUUGACUUGAAGGGGAAAGCAAUCCAGUGUGUGUGUCACGGUCCUGAUAUUGUACACGGAGAAGCUGACCACGACUCUUCUCUACAGCCGGGGGAAUACCUGAAGAUCAGCUGUCACACAGGGUACAGUCUGCAGGUACUGCCCAGUGUGCAGUGUCAGGAGGAUGGCACUUUCGGGGAUACUGCCCUGCCCGAGUGUAUAGAAGAUCGAGUAGAGCCGGAGGAGCUGGAGGACGGAUCACUUCUGAUAAUCAGCAAUGCUUUCUCAGUCUACCCAAACCCAAUCACUCUGAGAUGUCCUACUGACACUGUCGUGAAAAGUUGCAAGUGUGUGGAGUUUUACUGUCAAGGAGUGGUUUUAGAAGACACUUCUUGUAGAGUGUACGCUGCUCCGGGGAACGCUACUAAAGGAGAACUGAUCUGUGUCCCUACUGGCCUCUUACUGGAACAUUAUACCUACGAAUAUACUGAAAACUUCGAACAUUACGCCAAAUGCAAGCCCUACUACCAAAUGACUGCCUGCACGAAUUACAACCCAAUGACUAGAGUAGCUACUGAUCAUGGAGUUCUGGAUCAAGAUAUGAGCGGAAUAUGUAGAGUUGACUGCGGUAACAUUGACUGUGACCUCUACAUAAGAUGCUUAAUCAUUAUCGAAAAGAAGAAAUGUGACAAGUUCUCCAUCUAUAUGGGAAGUGUAACUAAAGAAGGAGUGGAAAUGACAGCCUCAACAAAGUUCGAGGAGGGAGAUGUAGUGACCAUUACGUGUGACGAGGGGUAUGAGUUUGACUUGCUGGACGAUGUGUACCUGACAUCUGAUGAGACACAAGCUACUUUAACCUGCAUCGAGGGAGAGAUCUACGAACCUCCAGAGAUUCCAAUGUGCUUCGAAAUAAUUCCUGAGUGCGAACUGACGCGAAUAGAGAACGUAGUAGCAAGUCCGGGCUGGACAGUGUUCGAGGAGCACACAAUAACACUGACUUGCGGGGAGGGGUACGAGGGGGAGGAGGUGGUUGUGGAGUGUCAGUACGGGGGCGUCUUCCAGCAGCCCCAGAUACACUGUCAGGAGAGAGUGACAGUGCAAUGUCCGAUAAGACCUAUCCCGCACACAGUGUUAACCCUACCGGACAGUAGUGUGUUGGAAGAGCGCUCAGUGCUAGAGGGCACUAUCCUCCUCGUAUCUUGUGAGGAGGGGUACGAAAUCAGCAACAACAACAACAACAACACUAACAUCACCUGCCUUGCUACUGGCAAGAUGAGCGCGGAGAUCCCUUCCUGCACUGAAGUUAUAGAGCCGGAGCUGGAGACGUGUGUAGUGCCCCUGAUCCGGCACGGAGGAGUGAACCAGCACUCCCCUAGGGACGAGAUAGAGCCCGGAACUGUUCUCACUGUCUACUGUAGCGAGGGGUACUCUCUCAGGGACCCUAGCAGCAACACUUUAGAGUGCAUCACUAAACAGUACUACCAACCAAGCAGACUUCCACGUUGCGAGAAAAGAGAAGUGAGAUGUCAGGUCCCUCAGUUGUUUAACGGGUACUACCAUCCCUUCCAGCCCGGAGAGGAGAUAUUGAAGGACGACAUCCUGUACGCAGUGUGUAACCCAGACUACAUACUGGAAGGACCUGACUUCCUGAUGUGCACUGAUGAGAGGUUUGGAGGAGAGGUGAACAGGUGCGAGAAGGAGAAGAUAGACUGUGCUAUACCUUUCAUAGCUAAUGGAGAAGUGAUGAAUUCCGGGAAGCACUUUAAAGAAGGAGACUCCUACCCGAUAGUGUGUGACCGGGGCUACUACAACACUUACACCUAUAUCAACUGUGUGGUCGGACCUUCAACAUACGACCCGUACAGCGUGCCGGACUGUUUGAGGCCGGAGUAUGGGUGUCCUAAAGUUGGUUUCCCUCUAAUGAAACCCCUGUUACAGGAGCCAGAUAGAGGCGAGAGUGUAGAAGUGGAGUGUAUAGAGGGGUAUACCUUAGUGGGAGAUAGCACACUAACCUGCGGUACCAAGUACGAUUACACUGCUAGGAAACUCCCUGAUUGCGUGCCAAUAGCUGGCUGCGAGACACCGACAAUAGAAAACGGAAGUGUGAAUUCAACCUUGGCACACACAGAGGAUGGGAUGGGGAUAGAGCUGAGUUGUAAUCCUGGUUAUGCUAUGUAUGGAGAUCCAGUUAUCACGUGUGAGAAAGGGACCUGGUCGGGCAUCAUCACUCCAGAGUGUCGCGCAAAGGAAGAAAUGGACGAUGACUGCAGAAUACCUUUCGUUAACAAUGGAAUUUUCUGGCCCCUGUCUGAUAGCGGAAUAGUAAACCCCGGUUCUACCCUGCUUCUACUUUGCAACGACGGAUUUGGAGUUGAAAACGACUUCGACCGAGUCAUGUGUGUCACAACGGCUAUAUUCGACCCGCCCAUACUACCAGAGUGUGUAGAACUGGAGAUAACAGGGUGUCCCACCCCCAACAUUCAACACGGACAAGUAGACCCGGACCUAGAUAUAGAGGUCGGGGACACAGUGUACGUGACAUGUGACCAGGGUUAUGAACUACAAGGACCGGAGGAGCUGGAAUGCGGGGCGGAUGGUAGCUACGAUGAGCUGCCUGUCUGCACUGAGACACCCACCGUGUGUCCUGCUCCAGAGAUAGACAACGCUAUUAUUUCUCCUAACCGUCCCAUCAACGAAGGUGAGAGUUACAUAGUGGUAUGUAAUUCUGGAUACGAAAGAGUUGGAGACGAGGUGUUGAGCUGCGGAACAGAUGGGGUAACGUUUGGAAUAACGAACAGAGCGCACCCGGACUGCAGCAAGAUACCUGAGCCGUGUGAGAUACCCAGUAUUAAGAACGGCUGGUUCGUGCUACCUAACCAGCUGGGAGAGACUGAGACUGUUAUCGCGUACAAAGAGGCGGGGAUUGUUAUCUGCAACCAGCCCGACUACGGUCCCGACCAGACGAGAGUGACUUGCAUCGGUAACAGUCGCUGGAGUCCUGCAAUACCUAUGUGUACUUGGGAAGGACCAACAUGCGAGUUCCCGAAUGUAGCUAACGGUGUAGUCAGCCCACAAAUGGACAUUGUUAUGCCCUGGACAACACUAACGAUUGAGUGUGACGAGGGAUUCGAGAAAAAUCCAAAAGUAGAUCUGGAGUGCAUAAACAGCGGUGAAGUUGCGUAUUUCAACAACAAGAUCCCAGUAUGCGAACAAGUAAAGAUCAAAUGUAACCGCCCAGUUAUUAAACAUGGCUACAUUAAUGGACCAGACCCGCUGGAAACAGACGACAGGUUUACAGUAGAGUGUAACGAGGGGUACGAGCUGGUGGGACCGGGGGACCUCUGGUGUGCUACAAGGACGACAUCUACUCAAGGAACCUACCUGCUUGCCAGAUAAAGGACCUUAAUGUUACCGAGUGCUUCAGACCUUUCGUACAGAACGCUAAGAUUGUGGGCUCCUCUCUUACUGGUUACUAUGUUACAGUAGUUUGUAACGAGGGAUACUCAAUAGAGGGACCCAGCCAACUUCAAUGUUUAAGCAAUGGACAAUUCGACAAGCAGGUACCCCAAUGCGUGUUUAAGCACGCUCCUAACCCUGACAUCGAGCCAAUAAGCGUGAAGGAGUGCGGACAGAGAGCCCCCAAGUUCCUCCACAGGAUCUACGGAGGGACCAGCGCCGAGCCGGGGGAGUAUCCCUGGAACGUGAUCAUCCACUUCACACGUGGGCGGUUCUGCGGAGGGUCUAUAGUCAGUAAAGACUGGGUGCUGACAGCGGGGCAUUGUCUUCUCUACACUAACUGGAAAACGUGUGAUAACCGCGUGGAGCCGGGGUGCAGACUCAUGAACCCCCGAGAUAUCAUCUCCAUAAGUGCAGGAGUAAAUAACGUGGACGUGGAGGAGGAGACCUGGCAAGUGAGGACUGGUACUGAAGUCAGGACCCACCCCUUCUUCACCUCUCAAGCAACCUACAUAGACUACGACGUGGGACUUAUAAAGGUGAACAAGGCCUUCAAGUUUAACGACGAUGUUAACCGGGUCUGCCUCCCGAGGGACGGGAUGGGGCAUUUAGUGGGCAACACAGACUUGCACGUGUCAGGGUGGGGCAAAACAAACUCCACCCCCUCUUCAGAAACCCUGCAGAAGAUAUCCGUCCCGUACGUGAGUAGGGCCCGCUGUAACUCUAACAUCUCGUACAAUGGGGUGGUCACAGAGACCAUGUUCUGCGCCGGUUAUAAGAAGGGGAAGAUAGACGCGUGUCAGGGCGACAGUGGGGGUCCGCUCGUCUAUCUGGGCUCUAACGGAACUUUUGUACAAGGCGGCAUCAUCAGCUGGGGCAGACAGUGUGCCAUGGAGAACUUUUAUGGAGUUUACACCAACCUAGCCUACUUUCACAGCUGGAUCAUGAGCUACAUUGGAGAAAACUGAUUUGUAAGUGAACUCUGUGAGACGACAGCGGGAACUAGUAGUGUAACUAUGGUAAGUAGACAGUGGACCACUUUCCUUUAAAUGGGAGAGGAUUAUUGAUUACCCGAAUUAACUGUAACCAUGGUAACCAUUAAAUAUGAUCAGAAUAUGAUCCAAUGAUGGUUUUUUUCGGAGAAGACAGAACAAAUAUGGAUUGCAAAAAUAAACACAGAAUUGUUGGUUCUUUAUCCAUCCAGCAGACAUUUAGCGAAAUGGCUUAAAUGAAGUUGGCAGAGAUAAUGACUCUUUUGAAAUCCUGCAGUGUAAACUACAGUAAGACCCUUUAAAUCUUGCCCCUUAUAAUUAUAAAGUUAUUUAACGUCUUUUUAAUGCCGCUUCAGAACCUUGUGAUUAGUUAUGGAAAGAUAUAUAAUGUGCGGAUUGAUUAAAAAUCUAUCGAAUUUGCGAGUUCAAGCUCAUUUGCUCAGCUCAGGCGCAUUUAAAUGAAUUUUGAGCGUUUUAUUAACUGAAGAAGAUUCGAUAUCUAUUAUUUUAAAACUUCUGAUAUAUGUGUUUGGAAAUGAAAUCUUAGAAUAGACUCCUUUAAAUAGAUUCUCCCUUAUAACACGGGUUAAAUGCGUUUUGAAAGGGACUGUACAAUGUUUUAAAACUGAAGAUAAGAUUAAGACUAGUAGUGUAACUAUGGUAACUAGUAGCGUUUUACUGCUCAUGCUGUAAGAGUUUUAAACAAAUAUAAAUUUUAAGAUCCCAAACUUGUUUUUUAUCGAAA